CUCAAUGCCGCACUAGCCGGCGUGGAAAUUGCACCAUUUCUCGUGGGUCAUCGGAGAAAAAAAAUAUUACAGUUCUGAACUAUCAAAAUAUCUUCAAGCAACCUCGAUCAAGGGAUGGAUCCUAAUAAUUCAGACGCAAACGCACCAGAUUCGUGGGAUUCCUUAGAUGAUCCUGGCCCAGGGGAGACGAGUGAAGAUACAAGCGAUCUGAAUGCGCGACUACAUUCACUCAAUGUGAACGCAAAACCUUUCAUUCCAAACGUGAAUGCCCCUGCGUUUGUUCCUUCAUUUCUUAAAACUGCGGCAUCUAAUGCUACACCAUCUACAAAUGGCGAUGUAGUGUCAGAAAUUACUGAAAAAGAUGAACAUCAAAUGAUCAUAGAGGCAGGUGAAGAUAGAGAAGCUAUGAAACCAGAUACAAAUAUGGAUGAAGAAAACAAGGAAGCGGAAGAAGCUGAAAUGGAGGAAGAGGAAGAGGUGAAACCAGUGAAGAAGAAUGCCAAGAAAGAAGUUGAAGAAGAAGAAGCUGAAGACAAAAGAGAACACGUGAACAUUAUAUUUAUUGGUCAUGUUGAUGCUGGAAAAUCAACAAUUGGUGGUCAUGUGAUGUAUCUGACAGGACAGGUUGACAAAAGAACGCUUGAAAAGUAUGAAAGAGAAGCAAAAGAAAAGAACAGAGAAACAUGGUAUUUAUCGUGGGCCUUGGACACAAAUCAAGAAGAAAGAGAUAAGGGUAAAACAGUAGAGGUGGGAAGAGCUGCCUUUGAUACACCCAGCAAGCAUUUCACGUUACUGGAUGCACCAGGACACAAGAGCUUUGUUCCAAACAUGAUCAGUGGCGCUGCACAGGCCGACCUUGGAGUUCUGGUCAUCUCUGCCAGAAAAGGAGAAUUUGAAACUGGUUUUGAAAGAGGAGGUCAGACAAGAGAGCAUGCUAUGUUGGCGAAAACAGCAGGAGUAAAACACUUGGUUGUCCUUGUUAAUAAAAUGGAUGAUCCCACAGUGGAAUGGGACGAGGGAAGAUAUGAAGAAAUCCAAGUAAAACUGACUCCUUUCCUAAAGAAAAGUGGCUUUAACCCAAAGACAGAUGUUCAUUACAUGCCUUGUUCAGGACUAACAGGUGCCAAUCUUCGUCAAAGAUUAGAUCCCGCUGUGUGCCCAUGGUACAGUGGCAAGUCUUUCUUGGAAUAUAUAGAUGAACUACCAUCACUGACACGACCUAUAGACGGCCCUCUUAGAAUACCGAUCUCAGAAAGAUACAAGGAUAUGGGAACUGUGGUACUUGGUAAAGUAGAGUCUGGAAACCUUACCAAGGGAGAUUCGCUGCUUUUGAUGCCCAACAAGGUUGCAGUAGAGGUGUUAGGAAUCAUAUUUGAUGAAGAAGAAAAGUCAGGAGCCGUGGCUGGAGAUAAUGUUAAACUUAAAUUGAGAGGAAUUGAAGAAGAGGAUGUUUCUCCUGGGUUUGUGCUCUGUGCACCGGACAACUUAUGCCAUACAGUCAAAACAUUUGAAGCUCAGGUGGUUAUUCUCGAGCAUAAGUCCAUCAUUUGUGCAGGUUAUAGCGCUGUUUUACAUAUUCACAAUGUCAUAGAAGAAUGUACAUUUAUGCAUUUAAUAGCGUUACUUGACAGAAAAACAGGAAAGAGACAGAAGGAAAGACCGAGAUUCAUCAAACAAGACAACGUAGCAAUAGCGAGGCUACAAACAACUGGAGUUGUCUGCAUAGAGAAGUUUACCGACUUCCCACAGAUGGGAAGAUUUACGCUCAGAGACGAAGGCAAGACCAUCGCUAUCGGCAAAGUUUUAAAGCUAAUACCCUAAAUGGAAUGAAUCUUCUACAACCUGAUGAUUUUCAAAACCAGUAACCGCGCGCGAAAAUCUCAAGAGAAAGAGUAUUAGCUGAAUGAGUGUGGCUUUAAACACUCGAGUUUGUCCAGGAGCAGUGAACAGAUAUGAACUAAUGUCAUUGCCGAGCCACAAACAGUGAACACUACAAAUGGCUGGUCAUUAUACCAUUUGGUAUCAUAGCAAAUAUGGCUUUUGUAUAACUAAACUGAAUAUAAACUGGUCGUGGUUGAUAAGUUAAUGGUUGAUUAUACAGUUUGAUUGUAAGUGUCGUUUUCUUGCUGCGCUUGUUUGGAAAAAGCCGCGAGAAUAGACUGAAAGCGCACAAGUGCGUAAGAGGAUGAUCGAGGCUAAGAUGCUUUCGAGCUCGAGAAGAAAUGUCAAUUAUUUUUUACUCUCUACGAAACGGUCAAUGAGUUACGAAAAUCAUGUGUUAAUUGAUUGAUUGGGUACCCUGUUUAGGCAACGAAUCAAUCAUGUCUGUAGAAUGGUUUAUCACUCACUACUACAUGUGUCGUGGAUGUGAUUCUCGCUAUAACAUUUUGAAUAGUGAAAACUCCACGCACGUUAAAAAAAGAUAAUAUACUUGUCAUAAGCGUUGAAUUUCUAGCCUGAUGGCACGCUUGUGGUUGAAACCCUGAGUCACCACGGUACAUUCCUUUAAUCAAUUCCGAAAGAAUCUUAGGUCACUCAAAGCAAAGUCGACUUUAACCUUGAGAAAAUAAGUAGUUGCGAUUGCUCUUUGCAAGCACCCUAAAGUACUGAAACACCGUCGAGUUUCUUCAGAUCGAGCUUAUUCAAGCUUGUACCAAGCGAAAAACCAACCUUCGAAAAAGAGUAAAUGUAAAUUUGUGCUGGAGUACUUUUUCGAAGUUGAUUAACCGCGGGAAAACGAAGUUCUUAAGGGUAGACAUUUUUCUUGUCUUUUUCCGCAAAAAUGACGUAGAGUGAAAAAAAAAAAAAAAAUUGAAAUUACCAUAGUCAAACGACGUCAGAGAGAGUCGUAAUAAUUUCACGCAGUCCAGUUUUAUUACUUUACUGAAACAGUUAAAGGAGUUACGUCACGGUUUGCUCAUCUUGAAACUUUAGCCUAAAUUUUUCAAGUUCGUGGUUUGUAAUCCGUAUUAAUCUUCUCCAUCCUAAACCAUCCUUGUUCCUUUAUGGUUUAUUACUAUCCCUUUGGUGUUUUUCUGUCUUAGUGAACUAUUAUUUUCAGGUUACCUUCAAUUUGAAGGCAAUUUUUUUGCGUGGCCAAAAUAACUUAAAAUGCCGUGACUGAACUCCUUUAACAGCUAUUCAUUGCCGCAAGAUAAUUUUAUUGGUUUAAGUUUUAAGUAUACUGUAUGUUACUUUUCAAUGACAGGAACCGGUCGUACACGAUAAAUAUCAGUUACUAAAGUGGUUUUGUUUUAUGACACGUUCGUUUGUGAAACGGUCAUAAAAUCUCCGGUGGUUCGCUAUUGUUGUAUAUUUCUAUCAUGUCUUAUUUUUUGUCGCAAGUAAAAACUAAAUUAAAAUUAUUUGAACAAGAGUCGAUGACUCUUCGAGGCAAA
Orbicella faveolata is the source of this 3398-nucleotide messenger RNA. RefSeq names its product eukaryotic peptide chain release factor GTP-binding subunit ERF3A-like. Gene Ontology annotation, biological process: translational termination; nuclear-transcribed mRNA catabolic process, deadenylation-dependent decay. The record is from RefSeq and is a predicted model, not a curated record. NCBI's taxonomy places the organism in Eukaryota, Metazoa, Cnidaria, Anthozoa, Scleractinia, Merulinidae. Gene Ontology annotation, molecular function: GTPase activity; translation release factor activity; GTP binding.